GGCGCACACACUUAGCACGUGGCGGCAAAUUCAAAUUCGCUCCAGAAAACGGGAAAGGAGCGGAGGCCAUUUUGUGGGUGCUCUAGCUCGCUGUCGCUGUCCUGUUAAAUUCGCCGAAUCCGAGCGCGCAGAGGUGUCGACCCUUCUGCUUAACAGAUUUUGAUCAGAAAUGGCGCUUAAGCGGAUCAACAAGGAGCUGCAGGACCUGGGCAGAGACCCUCCGGCCCAAUGCUCAGCAGGCCCCGUCGGCGAUGACCUCUUCCACUGGCAAGCCACCAUCAUGGGCCCCCCAGACAGCCCCUACCAGGGAGGCGUCUUUUUCCUCACCAUCCACUUCCCCACAGACUACCCCUUCAAGCCGCCAAAGGUGGCCUUCACCACUAGAAUCUAUCAUCCAAACAUCAACAGCAACGGCAGUAUCUGCCUGGACAUCUUGCGGUCGCAAUGGUCGCCAGCGUUGACCAUUAGCAAGGUGCUGCUGUCCAUUUGCUCGCUGCUGUGCGACCCCAACCCCGACGACCCCCUCGUGCCCGAGAUCGCCCGGAUAUACAAAAUGGAUCGCGAAAAGUACAGUGAACUGGCCCGCGAAUGGACUCGCAAGUACGCCAUGUGAUCCCCCUCCUCUGCACGGCCGGACGCUUUCUUAUUUCCUCAUGCUCCUUACCACCGCUCGGUCCAGCCCGCAAACUGACUUGGCCGGCUGCGUCUUUGCCACGUCGAAAUCGGACCUUAGACCCCACAAAACCCGCACCCACACCGCCUGCGGCGGCCAAAGCUGACGACUGGGGCAGCCUCUGGUCUUAGGGGGCUUUGGCCGCCGCUUUUAACUUAUUCUUUAUUUUUUUUAUAUGAUGAGAAGCAACCUGGUCCCUGUAAAUUACAAUCGUGCUCAUGAAAUCGCGGUCCGAUUUCCAUUUGCCAAGGACGGCCGGAGCCUGAGUUUUUUCGGUCCUGAGUUCGGUGUGUCUCGUUUUUCCUCCACCCAAAGGCGGCAAAAAUGUAAUACGGAAAAUAAAAAAAUCAGAUCGGCCCUCGUCCGGUCAUGAAGGCCUCAUAAUGAAAAUUUAAAUUUCACACAAACACCAGUCUUGAUUUUGUGCAUUUUAAGUCAAAAUCCGAUAAAAGAGAAAAACCUGAAAUCUUAACUAGCCUUAUUUCGUCUCUGAUGCUAACAAACGCUUCCGCCUACAAACGACUUUUUCCAACUCCGCAAUUUAAAAUUAUUAAGUUCAGCUUGCAAGAAAAAUUCAACAAAUACAUCGUGAAACCAGAAACUUUGUGAAAAGCCUCACUUGUAGACAUCAAGGAAUUAUGAAUGAGGAUGAUUAAAUAAAUUUGAGUUUUAAGUUAAAA
Molecule: messenger RNA, 1353 nt
Organism: Cloeon dipterum
Lineage: Eukaryota; Metazoa; Arthropoda; Insecta; Ephemeroptera; Baetidae
Product: ubiquitin-conjugating enzyme E2-17 kDa
Exons: 3
Coding region: 170-613 (147 amino acids)
Biological process (GO): protein polyubiquitination
Cellular component (GO): nucleus
Molecular function (GO): ubiquitin conjugating enzyme activity
Source: RefSeq, a predicted model, not a curated record